UGUGCGUGCGUGCGUGCGCGCGCGCGCGCGCGCCUGGUGCGGGCUGCACGGUUGCUCGUCGUUUCUUUGUAUGUGAGAGUGUAUGCUUGUUCGUACCCUGGAGUCAGCGCUCAGUUCUGCGCCCGCAGGGUGUACAGGUACGAGCUGGGUGGGCUUGGCUGUUUGCGUCCUUGCCUUCGCCACUGUGGGUCAGUGUACAUUAUGUGUUUCCGUGCAUAGUUUCUUUUUUGUUUCUGGAGAGUAAAUUCCGGGAGGAAUUACUAAGCUUGCCUAUUCCCACCUGGCUAACAUCGAGGCCGGCCACCUUCUCUCGGCAGCCUGGGGCCCACGUCAGGGCCACCAUGGUGCUGCCUCCAGGCCCGGCUACGCUCCCGCACACACUGCUGCUCCUACCAGCUCUUCUGAGCUCAGGUUGGGGGGAGUUGGAGCCACAAAUCGAUGGUCAGACCUGGGCUGAGCGGGCACUUCGGGAGAAUGAACGCCACGCCUUCACCUGCCACGUGGCAGGAGGGCCUGGCACCCCCAAGUUGGCCUGGUACCUGGAUGGAGAGCUGCAGGAGGCCAGCACCUCCAGACUGCUGAGUGUGGGCGGGGAGGCCUUCUCUGGAGGCACCAGCACCUUCACUGUCACUGCCCAGCGGGCCCAGCAUGAGCUCAACUGCUCCCUGCAGGACCCAGGCAGUGGCCGGUCAGCCAACGCCUCCGUCAUCCUCAAUGUGCAAUUUAAGCCGGAGAUUGCCCAGGUCGGGGCCAAGUACCAGGAAGCUCAGGGCCCGGGCCUCCUGGUUGUCCUUUUUGCCCUGGUUCGUGCCAACCCACCUGCCAAUGUGACCUGGAUCGACCAGGAUGGGCCGGUGACUGUCAACACCUCCGACUUCCUGGUGCUGGAUGCCCAGAGCUACCCCUGGCUCACCAACCACACCGUGCAGCUGCAGCUCUGCAGCCUGGCACACAACCUCUCUGUGGUAGCCACCAACGACGUGGGUGUCACCAGUGCCUCGCUCCCGGCCCCAGGGCUCCUGGCCACCCGGGUGGAAGUGCCACUGCUGGGCAUCGUUGUGGCUGGAGGGCUUGCCCUGGGCACCCUGGUGGGGUUCAGCACCUUGGUGGCCUGCCUGGUCUGCAGGAAAGAGAAGAAGAUCAAAGGCUCCUCCCGGCGCCCAUCUCUGGUCUCUAGGGCGUAUCCCAGGCUUUGUCCGCCCUGUAGUGACUCCAACAACCUGAAACUCAACAAUGUGCGCCUGCCGCGGGAGAACAUGUCCCUCCCAUCCAACCUUCAGCUCAACGACCUCACUCCGGAGUCCAGAGGGAAACCUGCAGACCGCCAGAUGGCUCAGAACAACAGCCGGCCAGAGCUUGUGGACUCGGAGCCUGGUGGUCUCCUCACCAGCCGAGGUUUCAUCCGUCUCCCAAUGCUGGGCUACAUCUAUCGAGUGUCCAGUGUGAGCAGUGAUGAGAUCUGGCUCUGAGCUGAGGGCGAGACCGAGGUGCCCUCUUGGCGCCUGGGCCCCUCUUCUUUCUCCUGCGAGACACCCCCUGCCUGGCCACAUUGCCAACGUGAAGAGGUCAUGCCACUGCCCUCCUGGCUGGGGUGUCCUCUGUGUCAUCCACAUGAUGUGUUUCACUGGGAUCUGACCCUCAGGGGCACAGGUAUCCUUGGCAAGGCUGCCAGCUGCAUCAGAGCCCCUUGUUCUCAGGUCAGGGGCCUGCAUGUGAUGCCUAUGCCCAGGCUGAUGGAGCUCUUUGGCCAGGUGUGUCCAGAGGUCAUCCAGCAUCUAACUGUGGCAUGGCCUUGUUGGCUCGGACGCACUCUCUGCCCCACACCAGUACUCUCUGCACCUUGUACAGCAGGCAUGGGGGCAUGCCUUGUGGGGGGACAGGGAGGGACCAGCACGUCUUGGAUUUCCUCCCCAUGCUAUGCUGCUUCGUUCCCUCAGGGAAGAUUUAGGACCCUGCUAGCUGUAUAAAACCAAACUGCCCUUUGCACAGGAACCAACCCCUGACCCAGGGGCAUUGGCCAAGCACAAACUAGUCCCUUUUGCUGCAUACCUUUCUGCCCUUUUUUGUGCCCUCUGCCCUGCCUCUUCUUGGGCAUCAUAAGUUACACUUUGGACCUUCUCUGCUUCUUCACCUGGCACUAGACUUUUCCAUUGGCCUGGCCCCUGGUGGUGCCGGUGCCUGUGUUAGCACAACUCAGGAGGAAAAGAGGGAGGUGAGAAGUCUGGUGGUAUCCGGGACAGCAUGUAGCUAUGCAUCAUUUUCUUACAGUGUUAGCACUUUAAGCACAUCCCCUGGGGAGGGGGUGAGUGAGGGCCCCAGGGCCCGCUCUGUGGCUUCCCCAAGUCUGACCUUCCAGAUUCACUGUGAGUGCCCUGAGCCCUCAGGGUUGACGGGUUCCCUCUCAACUUGUCUCCCCUGCCAUGGAUUGCCAGCCCUGACCAGUCCCUGACUGCCCAUCUGCAGGAAGCCACUCUUCCCGUCCCACCCUCUGUUCUUUAGGGCAUGGUCAUAGUGGCACAUAGUUUGACAGGGCCAGAAGCUUUAGGGGGACACAGAGAAAGAGGGGGACCACAUACCCCUAAACAACCUAAGAACUCUGAAAAGCAAUGUGGACAUGAUUGCAAGUUAAUGUAGUGCAGGGUAUAUUUUUCCCUUGUUGAUAUCUUGCUUUGUAAUUUUUAUUACGUUACUGCCUAGGACAGUGCAGAACACACAAUAAAUUCAGUAAACCUGACAGUGAAGAUUACAUGUCUGUUUCGCUUCACUUUUUAAAAGAAAUCUUUAGAUCACGCAGAAGAGAAAAUAUAGCAAACACUUGUGUACCCAUCACUCAACUCUGUUGAAUCUUACCAUUUUACCUUAUUUGCUUCAGAUCUUUUAUUUUUAAAAAUGAAUAAUGUUUCUUUAAUUACACUCUUCCCCGUGGCAGGGAUGGCAUUUUCUAUUUCGGGAGUCCCAGGGGAGGGAUCAUAGCUGUACCCAGCUCCUGAGGCUCACUUGGCCGAUACCUCUUGGCAGACACUCUCCGUCUCAGGACUGGCUAAGCCACGCUGAGCCCCGUGCCCUGACCGGGGAGGCUCAGGCUAGGCUGUGAGUUUCCAAAAAAAUUUUUCUAGCGGAUCAUGAGAGAAAAAAAGGAAUAGAAAUGGGAUGAGUUUUUUGAGGGCACAUUUAUAUUUUACUUUUUUAAGCAACAAAUGAGCUUGGCUUGCAUAGCUCUGGGUUUUUCCACCACAGCCUUUCUUCAGCUCUCUCGUUCAGUGUUUUCCUCCACGGGGGUGGCUCAGGCUGCCCCUGCCUCCUGAGGGAAACUUGGUUAUGGCCUCUCUUGAUUUUGCAUGUAAGCUCUUUCAUGGCUUCAGAACUUAGGAGCCGCGUGCCUCGCUGUCAGUUCUUUUGACUCUCUUGUCCACUGUGCCCUUUGGGAGAUCCUAGAGCCCCUUCCUGAUGAUUCUUUGGCAAGGCUACAAGCCCUGCACUCCUCUCAGCUGACUCAAGGUCUUACUUUAGGGGAAAGGUUUCCUCUUCCUGGCAAAUCUCCCAUCCUUGCAAGUGUUUGCUAAGGGGUUGACCUUCAAACGACUGUCCCAAUUCUCCAUACAUGUCCCUUAGAUCAGAGACUCCUGGUUCCCUUGUUGAGUCACAGACCCCCUGGAGCAUGUGAUGAAAUUAAAGCCUUCCAAGAAAAUACAGGUUAAGAAACCCCUGCUUGUUAUGCAAAUCAAGGCUCAUCAAAUUAUAGCAUGGAUGAACCUUGAAAACUUUAUGCUAAAUGAAAGGAGCUAAAUCCAAGAGACCGCAUAUGUGACUUCACUUCUGUGAAAUGUCCCGAAUAGGCAAAUCUACAGAGAGUAGGUUAGUGGUUGCCAGUGACUGGGGGGAGGGAAGAAUGGGAAGUGACUGAUAAUGAAUAUGAGGUUUCUGUCUGGGUGAUGAAAAUGUUCUAGAAUUAGUGGUGACCAAUGCACAACUUUAUGAAUAGACCAAAACCCACUGUUUGUGGAAUUGUACACUUUACAAGGGUGAAAUAUGAAUUAUAUCUCAAUAAAGCUCUAGUUUAAAAAAUCAUCAAA
Molecule: messenger RNA, 4073 nt
Organism: Equus quagga
Lineage: Eukaryota; Metazoa; Chordata; Mammalia; Perissodactyla; Equidae
Gene: TMEM25
Product: transmembrane protein 25
Exons: 8
Coding region: 342-1469 (375 amino acids)
Biological process (GO): negative regulation of excitatory postsynaptic potential
Source: RefSeq, a predicted model, not a curated record